AUGCUCUCUCCUCGCCUUCUCCAACUCUCAGCCGUCCUUUCCGCCGUCGCUAGCGUCUGCGCUCAAGGCCCUAUCCAAUUUGUCACUAACUAUGAGGUCUGGGACGCUUUCUACCCAGUGGCAUGCCCGCGAAACGUUGCUCCGAGCAAGGGUUCCUUCGUUGAGGGCACUUGCACCAACCUGGCCGGUUAUUCUUUCAUUUUCAACCCCAGUGGGCCCGAAAACGUGGGCUGUACCGCUCAGUUCUUUAACGCGACUGGUUGCGGAGGCGCCACUGAGACGGUGAACUUGCAGUCGAACGAACAGAGCUCGUGCCUUGUGCCCACGUUCGCAACAGGCGCCAUCACCAGCCAGCUCCCAAGCGACCACCACGCAAGGUCGGUCAUAGUUGACUGCACGGUGUGA
Peniophora sp. CBMAI 1063 is the source of this 405-nucleotide messenger RNA. The record is from the annotation of a GenBank genome assembly. NCBI's taxonomy places the organism in Eukaryota, Fungi, Basidiomycota, Agaricomycetes, Russulales, Peniophoraceae.